CUAAAUUCCAAAAGCCAUAAAAAUUUUACAAAAAAAGUAAAAAGAAAAAAGAAAAAAAACAAUACAGAGAAGGAAGAACCUUUGGCCUCGCCUUGCAUUGAAACCUUAAGGCAGAGAGAAGCCUCUGCCUGACAGGUACUUCAUCAAUCGCAAGCAAAGCAAAACAAAACAUGGCUUUUCAGGAUUUUGACCAUAUAUCAGAACGGCGAAAAAGAGAGAGGCAACAAAAGCUUAAAAAGAGGAUAAUCAUUGCUUCAAUUUUAAUCAUUGUCCUCCUCCUUGCGGUUGCUGCUGCAGUCUGCUUCGUCCUCUAUAAAAAUCGCUUGGCCAGUACCAACAAUCAUUCCAACAAUGGCACUAGCAAUGGCAAAGGCAAUUCUCCUCCGUCUCAUCCUACGAAAGAGGGUGGUGUUUCACAAUCCCAGAAGGCCAUAAAAAUGAUAUGUGCCCCCACAGAUUACAAGCAAGCUUGCGAGAGCAGCCUCUUGAAGGCGGUGGGCUCCAACUCCUCUGCAACGCCCAAACCCAAGGAUCUUCUCAAGGCUGCGAUCUCAGUGGCUGCGCUUGAGCUCAACAAGGCCAAAAACCAGACCGCUACAUUCAAAUUUGAAACCCCUGAACAGCAAGGGGCAUUUGAGGAUUGCACGGUACUCCUGGACGAUGCUACAGAGGAAUUAAACAGUUCCAUAUCAGAUAUAAAUAAUCAAAAUUUGGGAAAGCUGUCCUCGGCAACCCCUGAUUUGAACAACUGGCUCAGCGCGGUGAUGUCUUACCAACAAACAUGCAUCGAUGGUUUCCCCGAAGGUGAAAUGAAAACUGCAAUGCAGAAAGCAUUGAAGAAUACAAGGGAACACACCAGCAAUGCUCUUGCCAUUAUCACACAGGUAGCUUCUGUCUUUUCUAACUUCCUACAGGCACCUGCGACAGGAUCAACCGAUCGACACCUUUUGACGACGUCAUCGACCACCACCGCAUCCUUGGACGAGGAUGGGCUUCCGUCCUGGAUGACCCAUGAGGAUCGAAGAGUGCUCAAAGUAAAGGCGGCUGACAAAUUCACCCCUAACGUGACUGUCGCAAAAGAUGGAAGCGGAAACUUCAGUACCAUUACUGCUGCGCUCGCUGCAAUGCCCAAAAAAUACCAAGGACGGUACGUUAUUUACGUUAAAGCAGGAAUUUACGAGGAGUACAUCACAGUGACAAAAGAGAUGGUUAAUGUGACCAUGUAUGGUGAGGGAUCGCAAAAGAGUAUUGUCACAGGGAAUAAAAAUUUUAUAGAUGGAACUCGAACAUUCCAAACUGCAACUUUUGCGGCUAUAGGAGAAGGUUUUAUGGCACAAUCUAUGGGAUUCAGAAACACUGCUGGUCCAGAAAAGCAUCAGGCAGUGGCUCUGAGAGUCCAAUCGGACCGUUCAAUUUUUGUUAACUGUCGUAUGGAGGGCUACCAAGACACCUUAUACGUUCAAACCCAUCGCCAAUUCUAUCGUAGCUGUCUCAUCACCGGCACUAUUGAUUUCAUCUUUGGAGAUGCAUCUGUUGUUCUCCAAAACUGCAUGAUAUAUGUUAGGAAGCCAAUGGACAACCAACAAAACAUUGUCACUGCCCAAGGAAGGAUCUGUAAGCACGAAACCACUGGAAUAGUGUUGCAAAACUGUAAAAUUUUGGCAGAUGAUAAAUUGGAGCCUGAGAAAGCCAAGUUCAAGAGUUACCUUGGAAGGCCCUGGAAAGAAUACUCUAGAACCAUUGUCAUGGAAUCAGAGAUCGGUGAUCUCAUUCAUCCUGAAGGAUGGUUACGCUGGGACGACAAAGAGGCUACACUCAAGACACUCUAUUAUGCAGAGUACAAGAACAAGGGUCCCGGGGCAAGUGUUACUGCCAGAGUCAAGUGGCCUGGUUACAAGGUUAUUACUAACAAAGAAGAUGCAACCAAAUUUACAGUCGGUCCCUUCAUACAAGGCGAUACUUGGCUGAAAUCUGACAAUGUUCCAGUUCGUUUUGGCCUAUUUUAACUACUACUGCUACUGCUGAUUACUGACUUAUCUGGUCAUUUUCGGUGUCCGGUGUCUGAUAACUUAUCAGUGGCUGAGGUUUAAAAAAUCUUUCAUGGGCAAGAGAUGUGCCCUAUUAUUGUCAUGCUAGCUGUUGGCUUUGGUACAUGAACCAUGUCAUUUUUUGUUAUGAAAUAUGGUAUACACAUAGAAUUUUAAAAACAAGAUCUCAUUCAUCCAAAAUGAGGUGUCAUUCACAUUUUUGAAAGUAUGAGUCACAAUGGUGGUUGUUUUAGUUUGAAUUCGAAGUAUCACAAACAAUCACACCAUUCUGUACAAAAGUUUUGUACAAAGAUUCUCUUGGUAUAGCAUUACAAUUUUUUUUCA
Messenger RNA from Camellia sinensis, 2372 nucleotides. RefSeq names its product putative pectinesterase/pectinesterase inhibitor 45. Gene Ontology annotation, molecular function: enzyme inhibitor activity; pectinesterase activity. Lineage: Eukaryota; Viridiplantae; Streptophyta; Magnoliopsida; Ericales; Theaceae. The record is from RefSeq and is a predicted model, not a curated record. Gene Ontology annotation, biological process: cell wall modification.